Messenger RNA from Knipowitschia caucasica, 3414 nucleotides. The record is from the annotation of a GenBank genome assembly. NCBI's taxonomy places the organism in Eukaryota, Metazoa, Chordata, Actinopteri, Gobiiformes, Gobiidae.
AUGGACAAGAAAGCGGUCUUACUCGACAUGGAAGAUCACGCAGUAGACAGUCUGAUCGUGGCCGUAGCUAACUUUCCCGAGCUGUGGAAAGUUAGCAUUCCGGAGUACAGCAGUAUGCCGAAAAAGGAGCGUGCGUGGAAGUCCGUUGCGGACGAGCUCAACCUCCCUGUCGAAUUUUGCAAGAAGAAGUGGAGCUUACUGCAUGACACUUAUAUGGAGAGAAGGAAAGCGGUGCAGAGGAGUGGCUCUGGAGCAGAGCAGGGGUCUAAAUGGAGGUACGUCAGUGCCCUGGCUUUCCUUGACCCGACCACAACCCCGCGCCCCACCACUAGCAAUAUGGAGAGUAGGGAGGAAGGGCCGGCUCUUGUUGGAGAGGGGGCUUCUGCACGCCUUGAAGAAGACAUGAGGGUGAGAUCUCCCGAGCCAGGGACGACAUUCGCAAGUGGCCCGCAGAGUCCUGUUGCUGCCUCUGCCUGCCACUCCAGGCUAGCCUUACCUCUGGAAACGCCUCCAGGCCCACGACGGAAGAGGACCAGGAAUGCCGAUCCUCCGCAGCAGGACAGCACUGGGGUGAUCGACGAGGAGUUCACCAUGGCGCGCCUCUACAUCAGUAAGAUGAAGUCGGAGGUGAAGACCAUGGUCAAGCGCAGCAAACAGCUGGAGAGGUCCCAGGCCGAGAGCACGCAGAGGACCAAGGACACUGAGAGGGAGCUGACGGCCUGCCAACUGCGCAUCUCCCAGCAAGAAGCAAAGAUAAAGGUGAUGUCAGAGAAUCUCCAGAGUCUGGAGCUGAAGAAGAGAGAGCUGGAGGAGACUGUGGACUCUCUCAAUGAGGAGAUCGUCCGACUGAACGCUCAGGGAGAGCUGAGCCUGGCCCAGGGGCUGUCAGAGAAAGUCAACGCAGGAGACAAGGAGAACGAGAGUCAGUUUGAGAACCAGUCUGUCGCCAAGCCGUCACUGAAAGCCUUCUCCUUCACGGACGCGGUGGAGAGGCAGAUCCGCUCCCACAGAGAGGCGCACCAGAAACAGAUCAGUAAGCUGCGGGACGAGCUGGACAGCAAGGACAAGCAGAUCACAGAGAUUCAGGAGCUGAACCAGAAGAUUGCGCUGGAGCAGGAGACCCUCAAAGUGGAGCAUGAGAAGCUGAAGACGGCGGACCUGGUGAAGGGCCAGCAGCUGCAGGAGCUUCAAGCGCUCUCGGACAGAAGAGAACAGGCCAGACAGGACCUCAAGGGCCUGGAGGAGACUGUGGUGCGGGAGCUGCAGACGCUGCACAGUCUGAGGAGGCUCUUUGUCCAGGACCUGUCGUCCAGAGUGCGAAAGAACUCUAACUUGGACCCUGACGACCCGAACAGCAGUGCGGCUCAGAGGCAGAAGAUCCACUUCCUGGAGAACAACCUGGAGCAGCUCACCAGGGUCCACAAGCAGCUGUUGAGGGACAAUGCUGACCUUCGCUGUGAGAUCCCGGCUCUGGAGAAGCGUUUCAGGGCCACCAUCGAGCGCGUCAAGGCCCUGGAGAGCGCGCUGAAGGAGGCCAAGGAGACCGCCGCCAAAGACCGCCAGCGCCACCUGCAGGAGAUGGAGCGCAUCAAGGAGACCGCGGCGCGCCCCAAGAACAUGGGCCGCAGAGCUUCUAUAGCCAAGCCCAUCCGCCCAGGCCAGCUGCCCAUGCCCAGCCCUGCAGUGGCCCGCGCCAUCAGCCUGAUGAAGGUCGGCACCAGCUGUUUUGAGGAUGAGGAGCUGGUGACCGACAGAGGCUGCGGAGGGCUGAGGGGAGGGGCAGAGCACAGACGAGCUCCGCGAACCCUGGGAUUCUACUACGCCUGGAUUAGCGUCAUCUCGCCCCCGCCGCCAGGAUCGGAGCGGACCCUUCAUCUGGUGUGUGGGCACGAUGAGCCUCUCUCUCCCCUGAGCUCCACGGUCACAGCCUCAGGUGUGGGGGACAUGGCCGACCGCGAGGCCCCGCCCAUGGCUCCGGGGCAGGUCUACAUCGAGGUGGAGUACGACUACGACUACAAGGCAAAGGACAAGCUGGUGAGCAUCCGCCAGGGCGAGUGUUACCUGCUGGUGAAGAAGACCAACGAGGACUGGUGGCAGGUGCGGAGGGACGAGGCCACCAAGACCUUCUAUGUCCCCGCCCAGUACGUGAGGGAGGUGAGGCGGGCGCUGCUGCCGCCGCUCAGGCCCAAGCCCACCGUGCUGGAGAUCUGCAGAGCCUCCAGCUAUGCAUCGGACGAGAACUUGAACCGGCCGCAGCCCGACAUGACCAGCUUCGGCCGCCCUCCCCCGUCCUCUACGCCCUCUCCCUCCUCAGACCGGGUCACUCCCCCGGCUCUGCCCCGAGACCCCAACCACAACCACACCCAGAGCCAGCCGCCGCCGCUGGCCAGCCCGCACCACUGCAGGGUGGUGGCCGAGCUUGUACUGCUUCACAACCACAACAACCAGAACGCACUACAGAGGACGCGCUCCGACUCGCCUCCGCUACGGGACGCUCUCAAGGCCCGGUCCCCGACAGAGCCACCCCCGGGGCAGCCACCUCCGGGACAGCCGCCUCCGGGGCAGCCGCUGCGACACGACUCUGAGUCUGGAGACGAGCUCAGCAGCAGCAGUACGGAGCGCACGCAGUGGGCUGUGGAUGAGGAGCAGGAGGAGCAGCAGGAGGAGGAGGAGGAGGAGCAAGAGGAGGGGGAGCAGGAGGAGGAGGAGGAGCAAGAGGAGGGGGAGCAAGAGGAGGGGGAGCAAGAGGAGGAGGAGGAGGAGGAGGAGCAAGAGGAGGGGGAGCAGGAGGAGGAGCAAGAGGAGGAGGAGCAGGAGGAGGAGGAGGAGCAAGAGGAGGGGGAGCAGGAGGAGGAGGAGGAGCAAGAGGAGGAGGAGCAGGAGGAGGAGGAGGAGCAAGAGGAGGGGGAGGAGGAGGAGGAGCAAGAGGAGGAGGAGCAGGAGGAGGGGGAGGAGGAGGAGGAGCAAGAGGAGGAGGAGCAGGAGGAGGAGGAGGAGCAAGAGGAGGGGGAGCAGGAGGAGGAGGAGGAGCAAGAGGAGGAGGAGGAGCAAGAGGAGGAGGAGCAGGAGGAGGAGGAGGAGCAAGAGGAGGGGGAGGAGGAGGAGGAGCAAGAGGAGGAGGAGCAGGAGGAGGAGGAGGAGCAAGAGGAGGGGGAGCAGGAGGAGGAGGAGGAGCAAGAGGAGGAGGAGCAGGAGGAGGAGGAGGAGCAAGAGGAGGAGGAGCAAGAGGAGGAGGAGGAGGAGCAAGAGGAGGAGGAGCAGGAGCAAGAGGAGGAGGAGCAGGAGCAAGAGGAGGAGGAGCAGGAGGAGGAGCCCACUCACUGUCUCCUACUCACCUACGGCCAGAUCACUGCAUCACAGAUUGUCGGAGCAAUGGGGCUAGAAUUAAGUGUUGAAAAGAACACAAUAUUAUAA